Ornithorhynchus anatinus (platypus) is the source of this 2805-nucleotide messenger RNA. RefSeq names its product cadherin related family member 3 (gene CDHR3). Gene Ontology annotation, cellular component: membrane; catenin complex. Gene Ontology annotation, molecular function: cadherin binding; calcium ion binding. The transcript is spliced from 19 exons. Gene Ontology annotation, biological process: homophilic cell-cell adhesion. NCBI's taxonomy places the organism in Eukaryota, Metazoa, Chordata, Mammalia, Monotremata, Ornithorhynchidae. The coding region runs from base 1 to 2805 and encodes 934 amino acids. The record is from RefSeq and is a predicted model, not a curated record.
AUGCAAGCAAAGCUCAUCCUGCUGGUGCUGCUCGGAGCGAUGCCCGGAAGAGACUCGCUGCAGUUCACCAACCUACCGGGCCUGUGUCGAAUCGCAGAGAAUUCUAAGCCGAGGACAACGGGGUGCAACUUCUCCGUGACCCUUUCGGAGGCGGAGGCUCCGCUGAGCGACGGCUAUCCUGUGAUCGUCAAUUCGAGCCCCCUGACUCGGGCUUUCGCCGUCGACGUACUGUCCAACGCUAGCUUCCGGGUCGCUGCCACAGGGAACCCUCCGCUGGAUUUUGAAACGAUGCCAAAUAGAUUUGAAUUGCAGAUUUAUGUUCAAGAUGAAGCAGGAGCCACAGACCUUCAAACCCUGACCGUGGAGGUGGAAGACGUGGAUGAGGCUCCUGUGUUUCAGGGCAACUUGGCCCAGAGAACCGUGGAGCUGUACGUGCUGGAGGGGACUCCGCCGGGCGCCCUGUACCAGGUGGAAGCGGCCGACCCGGAAGUCGCAGCUCCUCUCACGUAUUCCCUGAGCUCACCCUCGGACCCAUUCAGCAUCUCUCCAACCGGUACCCUCGCUUCCACCGCCACGUUUGAUUUCGAGUCUGGGCCCCGCAGUUACAUGCCAACAGUGGUUGUGACGGACCAGAAGGGCCUCAGUGCCAACCGGACCCUCCUUGUGUUCAUCGUGGACAUCAACGACGAGGCCCCGCGCUUCACCAGCUCGAGGACCUCCUACACCAUUCCGGAGGAGCAGAGGGUGGGGAGCUUCGUGGCCAACGUCACGGCCCGGGAUCCUGACGACGAAGGCUUUCCGAGCCGGCUCCUCUACAGCAUCGAUCCUCCUUCCCAAUAUUUCGUCAUAAACCAGCUGACCGGGACCGUGUACGUGGCCAAGCGUCUGGAUCGAGACGCCGCGCCCUGGAGGCAGAACCCCACUCUGACCCUGGAGAUCCUCGUGCGGGACAGGUCAAGUGGUGGCCACGAGAGCCGCAGCCAGAUCGCCAUCACGCUCAGCGACAUCAACGACCUCCCGCCUAUCUGCGCCCUGGCCUCCUUCAGGGUGGAGGUGCUGGAAACCCUGGCCGUGGGCUCGCAGCUUCUGGACCUGCGCCAGUUCUGCCACGACGCCGACGCCGAGGAGCCAAACCGGGCGUUCAGCUUCUCGGGGCCGUCCGGAGCCGGGAGCCACCGGUUCCGCCAGGAUCCAGAGGGCUCCGGGAAUAUCUUGCUGAGCGGCAGCCUCAAUUACGAGGACCCAGAUAAUCUAGAGACCGGGAAUCUAUACCCUCUGACCUUCCUGAUACAGAACACGGCUCCCUCCCACCAUGAAAGCAAAGUAAGGGGCUACGGCUCCCUUUCUCUAGCCCCUACAGGUGUCAUCAGCGUAUACAUCCAAGCCAGCCCCGUGAACGAGUUUCCCCUGGCCUUUGACGCCUCGACUUAUGUCUUUCAAAUUUCCGAAGUGAAGCCAGCCGGCUGGCACGUCGGGCAGGUGAGCGCGGCGGACAAGGACCGCCCACGGACGGAGGUCACGUACUCCCUCCUGACCGGGGACACCACGCUCCGGAAGGACCCCCGGUUCUGGAUCCAGCCCCAGACGGGCGUGCUGCAGCUGCUGACCCGCCUGGACUACGAAUCCAGCUCCCAGCACGUCCUCGCCGUGCGGGCCGCCAGCACAGAAGGCUCCAGCACGGCCACGGUGACCGUGCAGGUGCUCGAAGAGAAUGACGAGAAGCCCGUCUGUGAGCCAAAUUUCUCCUUGCUGAUGAUCCCGGAGCAAAUGCCUGCCGGCACGCCCGUCCAGAAUUUCAGACUCACCUGUACCGAUCGGGAUUCCAGUCCCAGGGCUCUCCGCUACACCAUCGGCUCAGGCAACGUGAACAAUCACUUCACUUUCUCCCCCAACGCCGGCUCCAACAUCACGAGCCUCCUGCUGGCCUCUCCCUUCGACUCCUCGGUGGAGCCGGGCGGGCCGGGGCAGCCCUGGGCCUACCGGCUGCUGGUCCACAUCACGGACGACAACCUGCUCACAGGCAGGGAGAAAGCGGAGGCCCCGGUGGAGACGGGGACAGUGACGCUGAGUAUCCGAGUCAUCCCGGCCCCGACCACGAGGAUCACCACCACCCCCACACCCAGAGUCACCUACCUGAUCCGAAGGGAGAACUCGUAUUCCUCGUCUGCGUGGUACGUGCCGUUCGUCAUCGCCCUGGGCUCCCUGCUGCUCCUCGGGCUCCUGGGCCAUCUGCUCUUCCUGCUGGCCAGAUUCAUCCGCAGCCACUGGCCCUGCCUGCCCAAGGCACAUAGGGAACCCUUGGUGAAGAAAGCCGGAAAGAAGAAGGCCAAGAAAGAAGUGGUGCUGGAAAUCACCAAGAUCAACACCAUCUUUGACGGGGAAGCUGUAGACCCAGUCACGGGGAAAACCUAUGAGUUCAACUCCAAGUCCGGUGCCCGGCGCUGGAAAGAGCCGGCGGCCCAGCCGGAACCAGCCCGGAUGGAACCGACCAAGAUGGAACCAGCUCGGGCAGAACCGACUCAGACGGUGGGACUAGCAAGGCCUCGGGGACGAGCAGCAUACCGGGGUGGCGGCGGGACAGACGGGGAGCCGGCGGCUGGGGGGUCUGGCCCUGGAUCUACACCCGGCACCUCUGAUCCAGAGUGCACACCCGGCGAUGGGGGACCCCAGUCAGCGUCGGGCCAGAGGAGCCCCAACCUCCCCAGAUCCUUAGAGAGGCCAGCGGGUCGGGGGUCUCCCUGUCCGUCCGCCCAGGCUGCUCCCAAAAUACAUCCCCACAUGCCCCCAAAAUUGUCUGGGAAGUAA